Molecule: messenger RNA, 1500 nt
Organism: Aspergillus udagawae
Lineage: Eukaryota; Fungi; Ascomycota; Eurotiomycetes; Eurotiales; Aspergillaceae
Product: T6SS phospholipase effector Tle1-like catalytic domain-containing protein
Exons: 1
Coding region: 1-1500 (499 amino acids)
Source: RefSeq, a predicted model, not a curated record
AUGCUCGAUCGGACUGGCUCCAAUCAGUUUCAUUAUUAUCAACCUGGAAUUGGCACAUAUGUAACAUCAGCCUCGCUUUCACAUAGCGGCACCAUUAGAAAGAUCAAAUCCGCCUACGUGAAAGCAAAAGAUGCUGCGGUCGGGUCCACAUUGGCUGACCAUGUCAUGGGUGGCUAUAAAUUCUUAAUGCGAUAUUAUUCCCCUGGGGAUCAAAUCUACAUUUUCGGCUUCAGUCGCGGAGCAUAUGUUGCCCGCUUCCUCGCUGAAAUGCUGGACAAGAUUGGUCUUCUGGAGGCAGGCAAUGAAGAGCUGAUACGCUUUGUCUGGAAGACGUUUGCGAAAUGGCAACAACGUGGCCGCGGCGCCGAAGCGCUAUUGAAGUAUAUGCAGGGGUUUCAGGAGACCUUCUGCCAUCCGCCGCCCGACAUUCGCUUCUUGGGCCUGUUCGACACUGUCAAUAGUGUUCCAAGAUUUGAAAGGGCCUGGAUGAGGCGCAACCGAUUCCCUUAUACGGCUCGUACCAAAGCCAAGGUGAUCCGCCAUGCGGUGAGUAUCGACGAGCAUCGGGCCAAAUUCCGCCAGGAUCUCAUAUCAGGGGUCAAGCCGUCGCCAAAGGAACGACCAUCUACUCGGUUGCGUAAGCAUUUGGAGAGACACAAUGUGUUUCUCCCUUAUCAUAAUCACCACCAGCACCAUAAUAGCCGCUUGUCGCAGUCGGCUCAGCAACCUAGGGCUGCCUCUCCUUCUGCUUCGUCCGCGGACGAGAAAGCCGAUGACGUGCAGGACAUCGAGGAGGUAUGGUUUCCAGGAUGCCACGCAGAUAUUGGCGGAGGAUGGCCAUUGAAACCAGGCGAAUAUCCUCUCAGUCAUGUGCCGUUGGUGUGGAUGGUGCAGAAUGCCCAGAAGGCAGGAUUGCGAUUUGACACGGGAAAAUUGAGACGCUUCCACUGCUCAGGGGAUUCAACUGAAGAUCAUGCCGAACACUCGCAAGGCGAGAAUCUUGCAGAAAAUUUGCAUAACAGAGCAGCCCAGAACAUUGGAGACGAAGUCAGCGGCAGAGAAAGUCCCAUGCCUGGUUUAGAUUAUUAUCUCCGGAAGUCCAGCACAGACUCACGAAUGCACGACUCUCUCCGAUUCGGCAAGGGACUUCCUUGGACCACUGUUCUUUCCUGGAAAGUUAUGGAAUACCUGCCUUUCCGUCGGAUGGAUUUGCAGGAAGAUGGAUCUUGGAAACCCAUUCGUUGGCCUCUACCUUGCGGAGAAGUGCGCGACAUUCCUAAUGAUGCCAAGAUCCACGUUUCAGCUAUUCGCCGUUUAAAGUCCGACCCAGCAUAUCGGCCAGGGAACCUAAUCAUAGGAGGUGGCGGGAGAGGGAAGAUAAAAGCUCCAAAAGAAUGUGGAAUUGGGGAGUGGGAGGUGGCCGACUAUCCUGGCUGCCCAGUGAAAGAAACAUAUCAGCGCAAGCUAAAAUCAAAAGAGGCACACCACAUGAACCAUUGA